AUGCAGAAUAAGGAAAUUGUCUUGGAAGCAAGUAUGCAAGAUGCCUCUGAUGUCCAGUAUAUUCCAGAAGAGCUGAUUAACGACAAGGAGUUUAUGAUGCAACUGGUUUCACGAAAUGGCCAUGUGUUGAAACAUUUACCGUCGCAACUGCAAGCUGAUACAGAUUUGAUUGUACGCGCUGUAAUUCACAGUGGUUACGCCACCAUUUAUUGUGAAGAGUUGUUACAAGUACGAAUGCAACAUUAUUAUUUUGGAGCUUAUCUUGGUAAACCUGAAACCUCUAGAAAAGUGUGUUUUCAUGUGACCAUGUGA
Molecule: messenger RNA, 312 nt
Organism: Naegleria lovaniensis
Lineage: Eukaryota; Heterolobosea; Eutetramitea; Acrasida; Naegleriidae
Exons: 1
Coding region: 1-312 (103 amino acids)
Source: RefSeq, a predicted model, not a curated record